Cariama cristata (Red-legged seriema) is the source of this 550-nucleotide messenger RNA. RefSeq names its product FERM, RhoGEF and pleckstrin domain-containing protein 1-like. Gene Ontology annotation, molecular function: guanyl-nucleotide exchange factor activity. The coding region runs from base 51 to 374 and encodes 107 amino acids. NCBI's taxonomy places the organism in Eukaryota, Metazoa, Chordata, Aves, Cariamiformes, Cariamidae. The record is from RefSeq and is a predicted model, not a curated record. The transcript has 3 exons.
GACGCUCUAAUGCUCACAUUAAGGGAGAUUACCAAAGAAUCGGAGAUGUUAUGCUAAAGAACAUUCAGAGUAUGAAGCAACUGACAAUUCACUUGUGGAAGCACGACGAGAUUUUAAUGGAGUUGGAGAAUGGGAUCAAGAACUCUCGCAAGCUGGAGACCUUUUGCAGAGAUUUUGAGCUCCAGAAAGUUUGCUACCUGCCCCUCAAUACCUUCCUACUCAGACCUUUACACAGGCUUAUGCACUACAAGCAGAUAAUGGAGAGGCUUUGCAAACCCUACCCACCAAGCCAUAUAGACUUCAGGGAUUCAAGAGCGUACAUUGAAAGAGGAUCGAGUUGCAAAAUCCAGCUCUUGGAAGAUCAGAAGUGGUAGGAUUAAGGUUGCUCUUGUGUCCACAUUGUGCCACAGUCUGGGCAAGUACUUGGAAGAGAAGUCUUCGGGGGUUAUUAAACACACAGAAAUGACAUGUAGUUCAGGAAAUCGCUUGAACUGAAAACAGUUGGGAGGUUGGGAGAGAGCAUAGGGAACAUACCAUAUGUGCUUGUCUU